Messenger RNA from Trypanosoma brucei brucei TREU927, 375 nucleotides. RefSeq lists its product as hypothetical. The record is from RefSeq and is a predicted model, not a curated record. The transcript has a single exon. Lineage: Eukaryota; Euglenozoa; Kinetoplastea; Trypanosomatida; Trypanosomatidae. The coding region runs from base 1 to 375 and encodes 124 amino acids.
AUGAUUAGCUUACCCGAAUGUCGACUUUCCUUUGCUUGUUCAGCCCUUUUGCCUUCCGUUUCCUUCAACAAAAAGAGAGGAAGAAAAGUUAAACUGUUUCUUGUUUACUGUGUUGACGUAUAUAUAUAUAUAUAUAUUUGCCCUCUUUUCGUUAGUCCCUUCUUUUUUUCCUUUUAUUGUCUUUCUGUCUCUUUGCGCCCAUUUUUUUUUUUUAAUUCUGCUGCUGUUAGUUUCCCCCUUUCCUUUCCCUUAACUUUUCUUUUAUCUUCAUUCCUCACUCUCCGCUGUGUCUGUGGGAUGUGUUGCGAAUUGAGUAGAUGGAGAGGGUGCGAUCAAAAUGUAUGUGUCUGUGCGUAUAUGGAGAUGUUGUGGUAA